Corythoichthys intestinalis (scribbled pipefish) is the source of this 3132-nucleotide messenger RNA. It is a transcript of the gene cracr2aa, whose product is annotated as calcium release activated channel regulator 2Aa. Gene Ontology annotation, molecular function: GTP binding; calcium ion binding; GTPase activity. The record is from RefSeq and is a predicted model, not a curated record. The coding region runs from base 243 to 2435 and encodes 730 amino acids. Gene Ontology annotation, biological process: vesicle-mediated transport. The transcript has 18 exons. NCBI's taxonomy places the organism in Eukaryota, Metazoa, Chordata, Actinopteri, Syngnathiformes, Syngnathidae.
AGUCACUCAAAUUCCACCACUCGCACACUUGCCACGCCGUCACCACCAUUCUGCGUCAAACUCAACAGUGCCAAAUCAACCAGGUGGUUGCUAAGAGAUGAUGUAUUACAUUGCUGAAAGCUUCUGAUGCUCUGGCACCUGUAUACCGGACUUCUGUCGUCAUCCAACCCCUGCGCACUUCGCUCAUGUGAAGUUUAACGUUGGUGCUCACAUCACAGCGAGCUCCCUCCAGCGGAACUACCAUGGCGGCAUUAAUUGUUCCAUCUGCCCUCACCAACCCCACUGCUGGGUCCAAAACAGCACAGCAAGGGCACGGAAGCAACGAAGAGCCCCUGAAAUCUGGAAAUGAAGGGGCAAAGCAGAAAAGACGGGAUGUUGGUCAAAACAUGGUCCUGGAGAAAACACGCGAGUUCUUCCAGGUCUGUGACAUUGAAAAAAAGGGCUUCAUCACUCAACGUGACAUGCAGAGGUUGCUUGGUGAAGUCCCUCUCAAUGCGGACGACUUGGAGAAAGUAUUUGACACGCUCGAUUCUGACAGCAAUGGAUUUCUCACACUCGAUGAGUUUUCCGCUGGCUUUAGUGAAUUUCUGUAUGGCAGAGACAUUUUGUUAAAAGAAGGCAUGGGAGAUAAACCGCCCCGUGCAAAGCUUACGGAAGCGCUUUACCAGAGCCGGUGGGAAGAGGGUUCGGCAGCCUCAGAGGAUGAAGAAGAGAAGCAUUUUUCCAUGCUGAUGGAGCGCCUCGGAGCCAACAAGGUCUUUGAAGAUCCUGUAGAGGUACGCAGUUUGUGGGCUCAGCUACGGCGGGAUGAGCCACACCUCUUGUCCAAUUUUGAGGACUUCCUGGCAAGGGUAACUUCCCAGAUAAUAGUGGCGAACCAGGAAAAGAGGGAGAUGGAGAGCGCACUGCAACGAAAAGCAGCAACACAUGAUGAUGAGAUCCAUCGACUUUACGAGGAAAUGGAGCAGCAAAUAAAGAGUGAAAGAGAACGGAUUGUGUUGCAGGACUAUAAGACGUUUGUGUCUCGCAGUCAAGACCUUGAAAGACAGUUAACCACCAAGGAGAAAGAGUUGGAACAGCUCUUUCACAAGCAGAGGAGGUUGGAAGAUCAGUGUCAGGAGCUUCAUAGUGUGCAACAUGUGACCAAGGUUGAAAAUGUAAAGCUGAAAAAAACAAAUGAUGAACUGGCAAAAGAAUUGGAUCAAGCCAGUCAAGAGCUGCUUUUGGCACAAGAGCAAUUGAGUUUGCUCCACCAGAAGUCCACACGACUCAAUGAGGAGAAAGAAAUGGAAAUAUACCGAAUGACAGAAGGACUGCAGCGUGAGCGAGCAAGCCUUCUUAAACAACUGGACAUGAUGAGGGAAGUGAACAAACAUCUACGAGAUGAAAAAGACAUUUUCUUUCAGAAUCCCCAUAAUAGUGAUAACACAAGAUUGCAGCCAAGGCCACUAUGUAAUGCUGGGACAGACACUCACUUAUCAAAAAGCUGUGAGGAUGUGGAAGAGGAUGUAAGGCAGAACUCAGCCAACAUGUUAAAGAACCCAUGUGGCCUAGAGGUGACCAGAGGUUACCUACCGAGGAUCAUCUCUAUUGAGGAGGACCACCUCCCACAUUUGCUCCAAAAUGGCGGCCAUGGCCAGAUCCCUCUUCAGCCAUAUAAUGAAGGCGAGGAAGUGAAAAACCAGGAAGAGAAUAUAGACUUGGUGAUGAGUGACAUUUACCCUGCUCAGCUUUAUUUGUCGAACGGAGAGUCGAACGGAGUUGGAGAAGUCUUUCAAACGCCAAUGUUUCCAAGGGGUCAACCUGUUGGGAAGGAGAACAGCAUAAAUGAGGAAAGCAGUCCGUCGCUGCCAGACCGGCUGUUUAAAAUCGUUCUUGUGGGGAACUCCAAUGUUGGAAAGACCUCCCUCCUUCGACGCUUUUGUGAUAACAGUUUCCAACCUGACACUUCCGCUACUGUCGGUAUAGACUACAGCGUGAAGACAAUAAUUGUGGAUAACAGCCAGGUGGCACUGCAGGUCUGGGAUACGGCAGGACAAGAAAGGUAUCGAAGCAUCACCAAGCAAUUUUUCCGCAAAGCUGACGGUGUGGUUGUGAUGUAUGACAUAACAGUUCAGCAGAGCUUCACGGCUGUCAGAGAGUGGCUGACAAGUGUCAAGGAAGGCUCAGGCGAAGACAUAAUUUUAAUGCUGUUGGGAAACAAAACAGACUUGCAGAAAGAAAGACAAGUGCAUAAAACAAUUGGGGAGAGGCUGGCUAAGGACUGCCAGAUGACUUUCUUUGAGUGCAGUGCUUGCUCAGGGCAUAAUGUAUUAGAAGCCAUGCUUCAUUUGGCUAGAACCCUAAAAGAACAAGAGGAUCGGGAAAAAGAGAAGACUGUCCAGUUGGUCAGCAGCUCAAUGGAGAAGAAGAAAUCCUGCUGUCAACAGAUAUAACACACACUUGCACACUGUCACUUGCCCUACUCUUGUCUCAUACUCAUUUUCUGAACGUAUUAUUAUAUCACCAAAAAAGUUAAAUUCUUUUAAAUGAUGCGUUUUUCAAUCACAUGCAGACUUUUAACUACUGUAUGUAUCAGUUCAGACUGCAAUUAUCACAUAAUUCAUUAAUUUGCAACACAUCAGAACAUGUAAAAUGUUAGUAUUGGGUUGUCUAAAGAUCACUUGAGUGUUUUAGUUCUUGCUGUCCUGGGGAUGUUCUUCUCACUGUGUAGUUUAAAUAUGUUGUUCACUGGGUUCAUCUGGGUGUUAUACAAUGUGUAGCAUUUGCUGCCACUGUAUUCUAUAUUGUUAUUUUAUUCUUACAUUUUUGUGGCUGCCAGCUCAUGUUGUAGUUAGUGGCUAUUCUUUGAAGCAUUUGGUUGUUAAUCAAAUUUGUUUCAUUCUGUAAAAAACAUUUACAGUCAGAUGCACUUAUUUACGUGCCAAGUAUUUUAUACACAGAAUACUGUUCAUUAUUUAAUAGUUUGCCAAGUAAGUUAUUUAAAUUGUAUGUGACCUCAGAUACUGUUAUUAUAAUUCACUAUUAGUGGAGUACUACCACCAUUGUCUUGCACAUAACUUUUAUGUAUACACAGCGAUAUUUAAUUCAUGAAAAAAUAAACUACAGCAUUGGGUAUUGUUCAUAAAGUUG